AGAUAGUAAACUGAGAUUUACCCUAAUUUUUAAAGAGAACCUUGCUUUUAGCUCUUGGAUCAAAUUUGAAGGGCUCAGAUCCCUUGUGGAUUUGCGGAAGGGUUCCGGAGCCCUUUCCUAACUAAAGCAGUUCCUUCUUUCUCAUACCGCUAAACCAUCCCUCCCUUCCCUUUCUCCCCGCCCAGCCGCCGCCCUCACUCAUUCAGUCAUUCUCUCACUCUCUCUCUCUCUCUCAGUUAGCAAAAUGAUAAAGCGGCGAUUCUACAAGCUAGAACAUGGCGACAGAGAUGGCCCCUCCAAUUCAUCUUCAUCCUCGUCGGAUUCUGAAAUGGAACCACAAGCCACAGACGACUCGGAUGAAGAAGAAGAAGAAGAAUAUGAUGCAGUCCAAGAACUCAAGGACGAUGCUCAGUCCUGCUCUACCUCUUCUGGAUAUCAAAGUGAGGAUAGCUCAGCGACUGAAGUUCCUGUUGAUUCGUCAGGUCUACCAAUAACUGAAGAUGAUGAUGCUUCAACCGGACAUGAAAGACCGGCUCUUAUGGUCGAUCAGUUGCUUAUUAAAAGUGGUUCAAAAUUACCAGAGGAAGAAUCUAAAAUCAUGCCAGACGAGGAGUCAAUACCAGUAGAUUUACCAGACUGUAUCGUGAAAUGCAAAUCAGCUUUUAAAUGCAGGUUAUGCCCUAGAAUUGUCUGUUUGAAUGAGGAGAGUUUAAGGGCUCAUCUGAAAUCCAAGAGACAUGCUCGGUCUGAGAAACUAUUGGACGAAGGUAGGCUGAAGACCAUACUGAACGCUGAUGGGAAAAUUGAUGAAGAAGAGACCCCUGCUUUAUAUGCUAAAAUUCUAGCUAAUUCACAGGGUAUGCCGAGAAAGAAAAGUAAAAGACAAGACAAGAAUGGGUCGAAAAAGAAGAGGACGAGAUAUGGUGGGAAGCAAUCCAAAGGGAACCCGUCCAAGAGAAGGCGUGGAUAAAGUGCUAAGAAUGUUGUUUUGGGUUGCCGUCUUGUGAGAGAACACAACAGCGAGAAAGGAAAACAAGGAUUUUGCCAUUUUGUACCGAAUUAAGGAAGCUAUCCUAAGAUUUUCGUCGCUUUCGAGUGAUGUGGCUAAACUGACUGCUUGAUAAUACUUUGCUCUGUUCUUUAGCUUCAGCCACUUCUAAGCUUGUUAUCAGGAGAAUGAGAAUGAUCAGAUCUUGCAUUCGUAAGAUUUACUCGACAAA
Malus domestica (apple) is the source of this 1220-nucleotide messenger RNA. RefSeq lists its product as uncharacterized. The record is from RefSeq and is a predicted model, not a curated record. NCBI's taxonomy places the organism in Eukaryota, Viridiplantae, Streptophyta, Magnoliopsida, Rosales, Rosaceae.